GUAGUGGAUGUUGAGCUCCACCGACAUUCUCUUGGAGAAGACUCCAUUUAUCCUCAGUCUUCCGAGUCAGACAUCUCUGAUGCCCCACCAUCUUUGCCUUUGACCAUUCCAGCCCCAGUGAAAGCUUCCUCACCGAUAAAGCAGUCACAUGAGCCAGUACCUGAUACUUGUGUGGAGAAAGGAUUCCCAGCCAACACUGAAGCUGAGAGACACACUACAUUUUAUUCUUUGCCGUCUUCAUUGGAACGGACGCCCACCAAAAUGACAACAUCCCAGAAAGUUACCUUUUGUUCUCAUGGCAAUUCAGCUUUUCAGCCAAUAGCAUCAAGCUGCAAAAUUGUGCCACAAAGUCAGAUUCCUAAUCCUGAGUCACCUGGAAAGUCCUUCCAACCCAUCACCAUGAGCUGCAAGAUUGUUUCAGGUUCCCCCAUAUCAACUCCAAGUCCAUCACCGCUGCCUCGAACCCCAACUUCCACUCCAGUCCAUGUGAAGCAAGGCACUGCCAGCUCUGUCAUUAAUAAUCCCUAUGUUAUCCUGGACAAGCCAGGGCAGGUUAUUGGAGCCACCACUCCCACUACAGGAAGUCCUACAAACAAGCUCUCUACUGCUUCUCAGGCCUCCCAAGGAACAGGUUCCCCUAUUCCUAAAAUUCAUGGAAGCAGUUUUGUAACAUCUACUGUCAAGCAGGAGGAUUCUUUGUUUGCAUCUAUGCCACCUCUUUGUCCAAUUGGGAGUCACCCUAAGGUUCAGAGUCCCAAGCCUAUAACUGGAGGACUUGGAGCUUUCACAAAAGUAAUCAUCAAACAGGAACCUGGUGAAGCCUCUCAUGUGCCUGCAACAGGGGCUGCCAGCCAGUCACCACUCCCUCAGUAUGUGACUGUGAAAGGGGGUCACAUGAUAGCUGUGUCCCCUCAAAAACAGGUCCUAACUGCUGGAGAAGGGACAUCCCAGUCACCAAAGAUCCAGCCCUCCAAGGUCGUUGGGGUGCCAGUUGGGUCCACUUUACCUUCAGCAGUGAAACAGGCUGUAGCAAUCAGUGGCGGCCAAAUCCUUGUAGCCAAGGCCAGCUCUUCUGUUGCCAAAGCUGUUGGUCCAAAGCAAGUUGUGACCCAAGGAGUUGCCAAAGCAAUUGUGAGCGGAGGUGGAGGCACCAUUGUUGCUCAGCCGGUGCAAGCCUUAACCAAGGCUCAGGUCACUGCCGCCGGCCCUCAGAAGAGUGGAUCCCAGGGUUCAGUAAUGGCAACAUUACAGCUACCAGCCACUAAUCUGGCCAACUUGGCAAAUUUGCCUCCUGGCACCAAACUCUACCUUACAACGAACAGCAAGAACCCUUCAGGAAAAGGAAAACUGCUGCUGAUCCCUCAAGGAGCCAUCCUACGAGCUACCAACAAUGCUAACCUCCAGUCUGGCUCAGCUGCGGGCAGUGGUAGUGGCGGAGGCAGCGGUGGCAGCGGCAGUGGCAGCGGAGGUGGAGGAGGAGGAACAGGAGGAACUCAGAGCCCUGCAGGCCCUGGAGGGAUAUCCCAGCACCUGACUUACACAUCUUAUAUCCUAAAGCAAACGCCUCAGGGCACAUUUUUAGUUGGUCAGCCAUCACCCCAGACAUCUGGAAAACAGCUGACUACUGGGUCAAUGGUCCAAGGAACGCUGGGAGUCAGCACAUCUUCUCCACAAGGGCAACAAACAUUAAAAGUCAUCUCUGGACAAAAAACCACUUUGUUUACCCAGGCAGCCCCUGGGGGACAGGCAUCACUAAUGAAAAUAUCUGAUAGCACACUGAAGUCUGUACCAGCCACUUCACAACUCUCAAAGCCUGGAACCACAAUGCUGAGAGUGGCAGGAGGGGUUAUCACAACCGCCACUUCCCCAGCUGUGACCCUCUCAGCAAACGGUCCUGCACAGCCGUCAGAAGGAGCAGUUCCCAGUUCAUCAUCUGCUGUAGGCCCUGUAAUGAAAACUUCUGGGCAGCAGCCAGUGUGUGUGAGCCAGGCCCCCGUGGGAACCUGCAAGCCUGCUGCUCCCUCUGUCAUCAGUGCCACGUCCCUGGUGCCCACACCAAACACAAUCUCUGGAAAAGCCACCGUAUCAGGAUUGCUAAAGAUUCACUCCAGCCAAUCCAAUCCCCAGCAGGCUGUCCUGACGAUCCCCAGCCAGCUCAAGCCACUCAGUGUAAAUACAUCUGGAGGUGUACAGACCAUACUGAUGCCUGUGAAUAAAGUGGUUCAGUCAUUUUCUGCCAACAAAUCACCUGCCAUUCUGCCUGUAGCUUCCCCAAACCCAGUUGUCCCCAGCUCUGCUCCAGCAGCUGUUACAAAAG
This is a messenger RNA of Panthera uncia (snow leopard), 2317 nucleotides long. RefSeq names its product YEATS domain-containing protein 2. Gene Ontology annotation, biological process: regulation of transcription by RNA polymerase II; chromatin remodeling. The annotation marks the transcript as partial. Gene Ontology annotation, molecular function: histone binding. The transcript has 14 exons. Lineage: Eukaryota; Metazoa; Chordata; Mammalia; Carnivora; Felidae. The record is from RefSeq and is a predicted model, not a curated record. Gene Ontology annotation, cellular component: NuA4 histone acetyltransferase complex.